Molecule: messenger RNA, 4367 nt
Organism: Malania oleifera
Lineage: Eukaryota; Viridiplantae; Streptophyta; Magnoliopsida; Santalales; Ximeniaceae
Product: putative acyl-activating enzyme 19
Exons: 17
Coding region: 171-3788 (1205 amino acids)
Biological process (GO): amino acid activation for nonribosomal peptide biosynthetic process
Molecular function (GO): protein binding
Source: RefSeq, a predicted model, not a curated record
GAUGCAUGCUCUCUUUUAAGAAGGCAUCAUUUUGAAACCUAUUUAUGUAAAAUUGCAGAUGCGCUUGUGAACUGGUGCUAGAAUCCUUCUUCUCUAGUUCUUUCUCUCUGUGUUCCCAUUUUCCGUGAAGUUCGCGCUCUCUAGUUCCAUCCAAAAAAUCUCCCGCGCGGAUGAACCAGUCGGUGAGUGGCGGGAGGAAGAACCACUGCUGUAUUUCUCACGAAUUCCUCAGAGCCGCUUCAAAUGCCCCCAACAAAGUCGCAGUUAUCCAUGCACUGGGUGGCGCUCGAAUCGCCGGACAACUCCAAAGCAGGACAGCAGAUUCUCACUCCAAAGGCCGGGGUGACGAUGCUGAUGGUCUGUUCUUCGACGAGGUUGCGAAGUCUUCUCAUCGUCGUUCUACGGGGUUCGAAGGAGACCAGUGCUUCACUUUCUCCGAGCUCUUGGCCGCCGUUGAUUCGCUCAGCUGCAGUCUGCGCCGUAUCCUCGACGGUGGAGAUGAUCCUCAUUUGAUCAGGCCUGGAGGUAAUCUUUGUAGCAAGUCACUACAUGCUCAAGUAUCUGUGCCUUCAAAUCCAUUUACUUCAAAUUUGAAGUCAACUGAGGUUGAGAAUAGAAUUGUGCCAAAGAUACUGGGUGUUUAUAUGGUACCUUCUGUAGAAUAUAUUGUCGCUGUUCUUUCUGUUUUGAGGUGUGGAGAGGCAUUUCUUCCGCUAGAUCUGUCUUGGCCAAAAGAAAGGAUAUUAUCAGUUGUUUCAUCUUCAAAUGUUCAACUUAUUCUCAGCUGCAGAUCUUCCAGUGAAGGAAGCUUCUGUGGCCAACUUGAUAAAUCACAUUGGCUUUGGGAUUCCGUUAGUUGCCCUGUUUACUGUGUAUCGAUGAAAGAGAGCCUUGAAGAAUGUUUCAAUCUGUCGGACUUUAUUUGGCCUUGUCAAAGUAGAAGACCGAGAUUAUUUUGUUACUCGAUGUAUACUUCAGGUUCAACUGGAAAGCCCAAAGGGGUAUGCGGUACAGAAGAUGGUCUUUUGAAUCGCUUUUUAUGGAUGCAAGAAUCUUAUCCCUUAUUUGGGGAGGAGCUUUUAUUGUUCAAGACUUCAAUAAGCUUUAUUGACCAUCUCCAAGAAUUUCUUGGCGCUAUUCUUACUACUUGUACGUUGGUCAUACCUCCAUUCAAUAUGCUGAAAGAAAAUCCUUUUUAUUUGAUAGACUUCCUACAGGUUUACUCCAUUAAUAGGCUUAUUGCUGUCCCAUCACUGAUGAAGGCGAUUCUUCCUGCUUUGCAAAGUCCAAGCAAUCUGUGCAUGCAUAGUUCCUUAAAAUUGUUAGUGCUAAGUGGCGAAGUUCUUCCCUUAUCCUUGUGGGAUACCCUAUCCAAGUUAUUACCCAAGACUUCUAUUUUGAAUUUGUAUGGGAGUACGGAGGUAUCUGGCGAUUGUACAUAUUUUGAUUGUAAAAAGCUGCCAAUGAUUCUAGAGACUGAGUUGCUUAACAGUGUUCCAAUUGGCAUACCUAUCUCUAAUUGUGAUGUGGUUCUUGUUGGAGAAAAUGAUACAAUUGGUGAUGGAGAAAUAUAUGUUGGGGGCAUAUGUGUCUCCGUCGGAUACGUUUCUGAUUCUACAAAUAUGUCUAUGGACUACGUAUAUUUGCAUAAAGACUCAUUUUGCAACCUUUCCAUCAAUGAGUAUGGAAGAGGAUUAUAUUAUAGAACUGGAGAUUUUGCAAGGCGGCUUCAAAGUGGUGACUUAGUUUUCAUGGGAAGAAAUGAUCGUAUUGUAAAAGUUAAUGGGCAGCGUAUAUCUUUAGAUGAGAUCGAAAAUAUGCUACGUAGACAUCCAAAUGUGCUGGAUGCUGCUGUUGUUUACCAUGAAGGCCAAGGAGAACUUGCAGUCAUUGAUGCUUUUAUAGUACCACAAAAAAAGAAUUUGGCCUCAGAGAUUUUGAGAUUUUCUAUUAGAAACUGGAUGGUUGACAAACUUCCUUUGUCAAUGAUUCCUCAACAUUUCUUCUUUAUGGAAUCGUUUCCCUUGUCUUCUGCAGGGAAAGUAGAUUAUUCAGCUUUGGUUGGUUCUAAGUCUUCUGUAACAUGCAUUGAAGAUGACAUUUAUGACUUCCAGAGCAGUGAUUUAUUGAAAGUUAUAAAGAAGGCCUUUUCUGAUGCUUUAAUGGUUGAAAAAUUUUCUGAUGAUGAUGACUUCUUCAUGAUGGGUGGUAAUUCUAUCGCUGCAGCACAUGCUUCUCAUUGUUUAAGUAUUGAUAUGAGAUUGCUCUAUAGCUUUCCUAGUCCUUCUAAGCUUCUAAAAGCCCUUCUGAAUAAAGAAGGGUUACAUGAUGUUGAUCAUCUCAAUGCUGAUUGGAAAGUAAAAGUGAAAGAAAGUAAAGGGAACAUGAUCAUUUCCUUUGAUUCUGAGCCUCGUAAUCCCUAUAGAUUUGUGCCCAGUGAGUGGUUAUUAAGGACCUCUAGGAAGAAAACUGGUGAUCAUUCAUUUAUUUCAAAACAUUUGAAGAUGGAUUCAGAUCUGUAUGUGCCUUUGGUGGGAACAAGUCGUAGAGAUAUAUACUUGUGGAAUUCCAAUUCGGUGUCAAUGUCAUGUUCAUUCAGCCGAUGCAACAAGGUGUUGUAUGAAGGAGAAUAUGAGCUGAAUGAUGUAUGUCAGGCAACCUGGUCAGCGGAAUUUCCAAAAGAUAGACAAGGUUAUAUGCGGGAAUUGUGGAAGGUUCACAUGAACUCCUGUGUUGAUGCAUCACCAAUUGUUGUAUUGAAAAAUGGAGAUAUUUUCCUAUUUAUUGGAUCUCACUCACAGAGCUUUCUUUGUGUUAAUUGCAAAAGUGGUUCUGUCCAGUGGGAGGUCAAGCUAGAAGGUCGGAUUGAAUGUACUGCAGCAAUUCCUGGUGACUUUUCUAUGGUCAUAGUUGGAUGCUACAAAGGGAAAAUAUAUUUUCUUGAUUUUUCAAAUGGUGACACCUGUUGGAUUUUUCAAACAGAUGGUGAGGUAAAGUCACAGCCAGUCACAGACUUAUGCAGACAUUUAGUUUGGUGUGGUUCACAUGACCAAAAUCUUUAUGCUCUUGAUUAUAGAAAGUACCAGUGUGUUUAUAAGCUUGCAUGCGGUGGGAGUAUAUAUGGGUCACCUGCAAUAGACGAGGUGCACGAUACACUUUAUGUAGCAUCUACUAGUGGCCGUGUGACAGCUCUCUCAGUUAAGACUUUUAAAUUCAAUAUUUUGUGGAAGCGGGAGUUCGAAGUGCCAGUGUUUGGAUCUCUUGCCAUUGACUCUCUGUAUGGAAAUGUUAUUUGUUGCUUGGUGGAUGGAAAUGUUGUUGCAUUGGAUGCAAGUGGCUCUAUCGUCUGGAAGGGGACAGCUGGGGGUCCAAUAUUUGCUGGAGCUUGCAUAUCUCAUGUGCUUUCUUCUCAGGUGUUCAUAUGUUCCAGAAAUGGGAGUGUCUAUUCAUUUGGAUUGGAAAUGGGAAAUCUACUGUGGGAAUACAAUGUUGGAGAUCCAAUCACUGCUUCAGCUUAUGUUGAUGAGAAUUUGGAGUUGCUCUCUGCUUCCCCCAAUCUUUCUGACAGGUUGGUCUGCAUUUGUGCCAGUUCUGGAAGCAUCCAUUUGCUUCGAAUCAACGUGAAUACCAGUGCAGAGACCAGUCAAUCAGAAACUGUUGUGCAGGAAUUUGCUAGGCUUGACCUGCCAGCAGACAUAUUCUCUUCACCAGUGAUGGUUGGCGGCAGGAUAUUUGUUGGCUGCAGGGAUGAUUAUGUGCAUUGCAUUGGUCUUGAGUUAGCAAUUUGAGUUGCACGGUGGAAAUGCUGAUGGCCAUUAAAAUCUUCGUGCUAGAUUAUAUUCUGGUUUUUGAAUCUAUAAAAAUUGGAUUCUCCACCUACAAAGAGUUACUGCAAUGUCACCUGGCUCUGAUUUUUUGAGUGAAACAAUAGAGGCUUGGUCCACUGCAUCCUCUGUUCAAAGGUUCACAUCAACAAGAACUGCAUUAAAUAUAUGGAAAGCUCUACAGCUGAAGUUGAUGAGAUCAUUUGCCGUGGGAAUAGAGAUGUUGGCAGCAUAUUUUCUGCAUUUUACUCUGGGCUAUCAAUAGUUAUAUGCUUCUAUAAGACAUCUCCCACCCCACCCCAACCCCACACCCUGCUCCCACGGCGCGGGUGGAGCUGUGGCUGAGUGAAAAGAAGGAAUAACCUACACUGAUGAGUGCGGGAAGAAUAGCAAGCAGCACACCAAUAUCGAGAGCAGAUCUCCUUGGUACAUAUAUUGGGCCCUACCUUGGAGUUUUCAGCUUGUACAAUGACCAAGAGAGUGAUGUAAAAUACUGAUUCUACUUUUCUAAUGGCAUAAUAAAAUGUCUUCCAGAGUUGUAUA